This is a messenger RNA of Acanthocheilonema viteae, 1746 nucleotides long. The record is from the annotation of a GenBank genome assembly. NCBI's taxonomy places the organism in Eukaryota, Metazoa, Nematoda, Chromadorea, Rhabditida, Onchocercidae.
AUGAGUCAGUUAAUGAGCACAUCAACAAGGAUACCAAUACAAACAGGGAAGGACAAUGUGUCACUGCCAAGACCGUCAAACAGUGAUUCAUCCGUGAAUGCAAAAUUAUCAAUUCCAUCACUACGAGGGCGCACUGGACAAAGUAAGCCAGUGGUAUCGUUGAACAAUUCGAAUACGGAACCUGUGGGAUUAAGUUUAAAUGAUAAUGAUAGUUUGAAAACACCAACCGCUUUGGGCAAUACUGAUGUAACACUCAAAACUCCAACUGUACUGGGUUCACCCACUAAAGGACCGCUUUCUGCCGGUACACAUGUCGACGAACUCAUCACUCCCAAACUUAACCUGAAUAAUUUUUCUGCACCAAAUACUCAAACCCAAGCUUUCUUUGGUGAACACGAACCAUUGCUCACAGCGAACAUUGAGAUUUCAACAAUUUUGCCUCAGUCGUCAAUUGCCAAUGCGACACCAGGCGGUGCAACAACAACACCGAACGGAGUUCAAAAUGACAUUAGGGAUCAAAAGGCUACGAUUACUUUCAAAGGAAGCAUCAGUACAAGUAUUAGUACAUUCGGCUCGCCAAGUGUUAAUUCACCCGGUUUAAGUGCAACAAUGUUUCAAUUUUCUCCCCUUGUCGAACAUUUUUUGCAAUCCAUCACUAAAUCCCAACAAACAAAUGCUAAUUUACCUUUAUUGGUGCUCGAUCCAAAUGUAAAAGCACCCAAUGCUACCGAUACAUCCGAUUUGUUUAAAGUAUUUCAAGAUAACAAGGAUGCAGGGAAUCUGCCAGCCGCUGGGAUGCAGCAGUUAUCUACUUCUCAGCCUUCUGUUCCAUCAGUUUCUGGAACUCAUCAAGUUCUCUCAGAUUAUGUACAAAUCGGUCGUCCUGGUGUGACUCGACGCACAACACCUCCACCCGGACCAUCUGGUGUACGACAGAACGGAUUCAAUUCAGCCACAACGCCGGAUUCGGUGUGUUCAGGGAUACACUGCACUCAACAAGAUGCUCGAAUUAGACCUAUUGUAUCUGCGAGUGCCUCGGAAAUGACUUCUACACCAGCUCAGAUGCAUCAGCAUAAAUAUCAUGUUAUGAUCCACCAGAACAUUACAUGUACAGUGAGUCCAGUAGAAAGCCAAAAUAGCAACCAGUCGAACACAACAGGCGCACAACGAGCUUCUUAUCAAACGUGCAAUUUUUUAACUUGUAGUGGUGUACCUUGUCUCUCCCGAACAUUACAAAGCCAGGCUUCUAUUAGCGAGGCGUCAAAUAUCUAUCGAUCGGAUUUCCAGCUAAAACCAGAACCUGCAGACGAGUAUUACCAGGCAUCUUUAUCUUUUGCUCAAUCAGGGCCGCAGUUUGCACAGACUAGUCCGGUGAAAAUCAAUAAAUGUACUAACCGUCUUCUUAAACCGCCAUCACACGAACGACCAUAUAAAUGUCCUAUAGAGAACUGUGAUCGACGUUUCUCGAGGUCGGAUGAACUGACAAGGCAUAUCAGAAUCCACACAGGACAAAAGCCUUUUCAGUGUCGCAUAUGUAUGCGAGCAUUUUCACGAAGCGAUCAUUUAACAACGCAUGUACGAACGCACACAGGUGAAAAACCAUUUAGCUGUGAUAUUUGCGGAAGGAAAUUCGCCCGUUCUGAUGAGCGCAAGCGGCAUACAAAAGUGCAUACGAAGCAGAAGGAACAUCGACGUCUCAAUAUUACCGACUUCAAUAGUGGUAGCGACUUCAAAUUGCAUAUGUGA